AUUGCUUUUCACAAGUAGAGGCACUUUACUAUUGAGUAGUCAGUUAUACCAAACCGCUGCACGUUUCGCAGCCUGAGUUUGUGCAAAUAUAUAGAGCAGGAAAGUAAUAUUCGUCGUAUAUAUUGACUACAAUGAGAAACUGAUUGCAACACGAGAAUUAUCUCAUCGACAUUUCAUCAAGCCUACGACAAUCACGAAUUCAGUGACGUGCAGAUAUUUGAAAAGAAGAUUAGCAUGGCGUUUCUGAAAAUAUUAAUAAAUGUUGGCCUAAUAUUCGCCGCCUCACAAUCAGUGGCUAUUCCUCUUGAAGGAGAUUCAGAGAAUGGCUUGAACACAGUUAAUUACCGUUUACCAGAUAACGUAGUUCCAAUACACUACGAUAUCAAGUUGAUACCGCAUAUCGAAGAAGAUGACUUUACCUUUGAUGGGAAAACCCAUGUUAUCAUCGAGAUCUGUCGAGCAACGCAAAACAUAAGCUUGCACACGAACGAUUUGACGAUAAAUGAAACCGCGACAUCGUUGCUCAGCAGCGAUGUCGUUACUCAUACACCGACGGCGCAUAAUUAUGACGGUGAAACAGAAAUUUUAACCCUUCAAUUCGACGAUGAGCUAUCCCCGGGAAUUUACGAUCUAAAUAUACAAUUUGUCGGUAUUUUAAACAAUAACUUGAACGGCUUCUUUAGAUCAUCGUACAUCAAUGAAGAAAAAGAAAAAGUGUGGUUGGCCGCAACGCAUUUCGAGGCAUGCGAUGCGCGACGAGCGUUUCCAUGUUGGGACGAGCCGGCAUUAAAAGCCACUUUCAAUAUUUCCAUAAAACAUAGUCGGAACUACACAGCCGUGUCAAAUAUGCCGAUAUGGUUUCAAUCAAACGAGGAAGACGACAUGAUAUGGACACACUUUCUCAAGACUCCCGUUAUGUCAACCUAUCUUGUAGCGUUUGUAGUCUCCGAUUAUGUUCGUGUUCCUAACGAAGAUGAAACGCUCAAUAUGUGGUGCAGAUCGGCAGUGGCUCCCUACUCAAAAUUUGCGCAGGAUAUUGCUCAAAAGGCCAGAGAAAUAUUGACAGAGUACACCAACAGCACUGAUAAAGUUCCAAAAAUGGAUCAUCUAGCGGUUCCAAAACUGAAUGCUGGUGCCAUGGAAAAUUGGGGACUCAUAAUUUACAACGAAAAGUCUUUCACGUUCAAUGAAGAAGAAGAUAAUAUUUAUCAUAAACGACAAGUAGCAAUAACAGCAGCUCAUGAAAUGGCUCAUCAAUGGUUUGGUAAUGUAGUUAGCCCGUCAUGGUGGUCUCACGUGUGGCUAAACGAAGGACUUGCGUCAUUUUUCCAAGAGUAUAUUCUUAAUGAGAUUGUAAAGGAAUGGCGAGUAAUGGACUAUUUUGUUAUCAGUGUUCAUCAAUUAGCUCUUCAUUAUGAUAUUGCAAAAAAUAUGGAACCUAUUACAUUCGAAGCUAACACCCGCCACGAAAUUGAGUCACUUUUUUCUCUUGCCAGUUAUGGUAAAGCACCUGCUAUACUGCGCAUGUUACAGCAUAUUAUUACCCCUGAAGUAUUUCAGGAAGGUAUCAUUAAAUAUUUACAUAAACACCAGUUUAGUUCAGCUUCUUCUGAUGACUUGUGGAGCGCCUUGCAAACAGCUCUCGACAAAUCAGAUGUUCCACAUAAUAACUAUAGAUUGAAAGAUGUAAUGGAUACCUGGUUAAAACAAAGACAUUACCCUUUGGUGCGAGUAACCCGAAACUACAAUACCAGUGAAAUUAUAAUAACGCAAGAACAUUUCAAUCCAAAAAAUCGCAGCAACGAUAGCGACAAGUGGUGGGUACCUUUAACUGUCGCUACACAAACAAAUCCCGAUUUCUCUAAUACUCUGCCCACUCAUUGGCUAAGUCCACAAGAUGAAAAUAUAAGCAUUGAUGGAAUCGAUCCAAAUGAUUGGAUCAUAGUUAACAUACAACAAAUGGGAUUCUAUCGCGUUAAUUACGAUGAUUCAAACUGGCGAAAACUUGCGACUUAUCUCAAUUCUGACAACUAUACAAAAAUACAUGUGCUUAAUCGAGUUCAAAUCAUUGAAGAUGCCUAUCAUCUUAUGCUAACAGAGCAACUCGAUAUUGAGAUAUUUGUAGAGCUUACAAAUUAUCUGCAUCGUGAGACAGAUUAUUUAGCAUUACGUCCGAUAUUUACUGUUUUAGAGGAGAUGAGUAGAUUUUACAAAAUUCCAGAAAUUAAUUUUCUUAAGCAACACACACUACACAUUUUGGAGAAAUAUAUUGAAAUUGUGGGAUAUGAAGAAGAUCCUGCCGACGACGAUCUUAAAAAGCUUAUGAGAUACAAUACUUUAAAAUGGGCGUGUACUCUCGGCCACUCUGAGUGCAAGAGAAGAGCCACUGUUAAAUUAAAUGAAAUUCUUACAAAUCCUGAAACACCCAGAAUGUCUUGGGAAUUCAAAGACUGGAUAUAUAAUUACGGUAUAAUGGAAGCCAAUGCGUCCACUUGGAAUAAAUUAAUGGAUACGUAUCUCACCAAUCAAGAUCGAGAUAUAUUAGACUACUUGAUUUCGUCUGAAGAUCCUGAUAUUCUGAUCAAUUUUAUAAAUACAAGUAUUUCAAAUGAUUCAAUAGAAACUGCUGAAUACGAUUACAUUAUUUUAAAUAUUGUUAACAAACAUUUAGAUAAAAAUGCAGUAUUUGACUAUAUAUUUGCAAAUUAUGAAAAAAUAAUGAAUAGAAAAGAAGUAACUUACAACAGAGUAAACAUAUUAUACAAUAUUAUUACUAACGUAUUUUCCCAUGAACAACUUGAUAAGAUAAGCGACUUCAUGAAAAGUAAUUCCGGAGAGAAAACAUCCGAAGAAUAUGAAGGUUAUCAAAGAAGAUUAAAAAUACGAAAAAUUAAUCUGGCGAAAAUAAUUAGUAAAACUAACAAGUUGUUGCCACUCAUAACAAAAGAAGAUAAAAUUGUAAAACAAUCAUAAUAAGUUAAAAGGAUAUAAAAUAUUUUUAUAACAUGCAUAUGUGCAUGUUCAUACAUAUACUGUACUUUUAAUAAUACUUUUAUAAAGUACUGAAAAUCGUCAGAAAGUUUCUUCCUUUUUUAAUUUACAAGUUGUACAAUCAAACCUCGAUAACUCGAAAACAUCUAUAAGACAAAAAUUUUUAUUUAUUUUUUUUCUCUUCGUUGCAGAAAAUCUCUAUAAAGCAAAAUAAAUUCUAUUUUAACUUGAAUUAUUUGUCAGAUAUUUAGAAGUGUUAUUUUACCUUUGUAACUCUCGAAUUUAAAGUAGUAAACUUCUAUAACUCGAAGAAAAACUUUGAUAAGUCAAAACCUUUGUAACUUGAAGAUUUAACUCUUUCCUUGAAAUACCUGUUAUCGAGGUUUGACUGUAUUAUUUUAUAUUAUACAAUAUUUUAUAUGCGCACAUAUACACACUCACACAUAUGUACUUAUAUAUAAAAGUAGUAUACAUAAAUAAAUUUUAUAAUGUUA
Solenopsis invicta (red fire ant) is the source of this 3485-nucleotide messenger RNA. RefSeq names its product glutamyl aminopeptidase. The record is from RefSeq and is a predicted model, not a curated record. Lineage: Eukaryota; Metazoa; Arthropoda; Insecta; Hymenoptera; Formicidae. Gene Ontology annotation, cellular component: cytoplasm. Gene Ontology annotation, biological process: peptide catabolic process; proteolysis. The transcript has 12 exons. Gene Ontology annotation, molecular function: peptide binding; metalloaminopeptidase activity; zinc ion binding. Bases 235 to 2973 code for a protein of 912 amino acids.